GUUACUGUGAAGGCUGCAGUUAAUUAUAGGCGGUGAACUAUCCAGCCUUUCUUGUACUUUUUUUAAAAAAUCCACCUGGGAGAACCAUUAAUGCAGAAAGAUAUGUCCAAAUAUUGUCGUUUUCAGCCCUCAGCACGUUUAUUUUGAAGCUAUUUAAACUCCAGUUCUCCUUCCUGGAUCACUUUAACGAUGCACGUUGUGGUCACUGUCAAACUGGAUCUAUAAACUCCCAUCCCACCGCCUCCCAGAGGGUUUACUGUUGAGAAUUUGGUGCGGGUGGAUUUCUUGGUGCAGUGGGCGUGCCAUUGGCUGGAUGAGAUGGUGUGUGAGUUUCUGGUACCUAUGAGGAUUGGGAUAUGAUAGGAUCUCUGGUGGUGUAUUUUGCGUGCAAAGGUUCUUGCUGCGCUUUGCUUUGUCCGGGAGCCCAUGGUUGUGAGGCCUUGUUCAUUUUACAGUAAAAUAUCGUGAAUGUUUGCACUGGGAAUUAUUUCUGUAGACUUGGGAUAUGGCUUUGCAGCAGCUUUGCGAGUGAGCCCUGACGCCUUAAGAAGCUCUCACCAUUUCCCACUCCAAGCUGAGCAGAUUUCGAAAGACAUUCUUGAAAAUGACCAGCCUUUUCCGGCGGAACAGUAACAAUGGCAACUCCAAGAAUGGCUCAGCCAACGCACCGUCACAGCUGCUCAACAACAGCAGGCCGCCCCGACAGGUCCGGAGACUCGAGUUCAACCAAGCCAUGGAGGACUUCAAAGUCAUGUUUCCAAACAUGGACUAUGACGUGAUCGAGUGUGUCCUGAGGGCCAACAACGGAGCAGUGGACGCCACCAUUGACCAGUUGUUGCAGAUGAACUUGGACUGCGGAUUUGACAAUGGGUAUGAUGAUAGCUCGGACUCUGAUGACAGUAUUCCCCCAGAGAUUUUGGAGAGGACGCUAGAGCCAGACAGUUCCGAUGAAGAGCCUCCUCCUGUUUACUCUCCUCCUGCCUAUGACAUGCAUGUAUUUGACCAGGGUUAUCCGCAGCUCCCUCCACUGCCACCGCGACGGGUUGAUGCACAGAGCUCGGGUGGGAGCCAGUCAAAAGUACGCUAUCGGAAUUGGAAUCCGCCAUUACUCGGUAAUCUUCCUGAUGAUUUCCUGCGAAUUUUACCUCAGCAGCUUGAUGUGGUGCAGAACUCGCAGAAGGGCCAUCGUGGGAGCGGCCAAGAGUCACAAGGAUCACUUGAGCAGGAGCGAAAGCUGAAGCAGUACCUGGAGGAUGAGCGGAUUGCACUCUUCUUGCAGAAUGAGGAGUUCAUGAAGGAGCUGCAGCGGAACCGUGAGUUCUUGCAGUCGCUGGAAAAAGAUCGGCUAAAGUAUGAGUCAAAAAAAUCAAAGGCCAACAGUGCGAAUGAAUCUCUGUCCUCUGGCAGCAUCAGUUUUCCCUCAGCAGUUCCAGUUGAACCUGGUGCCUCUGGUGUUGCUGAAGCAAGCAGUCUAGUAUUUGAUGAUGCGAUGUUCAGGGACAAACUGAAACACAUGGGAAAAUCGACAAGGAAGAAACUUUUCGAGCUGGCCCGAGUGUUCUCCGAGAAGACAAAAAUGAGGAAGUUGAAGCGAAAGCAUUCCUUAAAGCACCACACUCUCGGAACUGCAGCCUCAACAGCUAACCUCCUCGAUGAUGUAGAAGGGAAUUCUUGUGAUGAAGAUAUCCAGUUCAGGAAACAGCCCCUACAGGAAGAAGAUGAAGAAAAUGAGGAUCGGCAGUCCUGAUCCUGACACCUUUUUCUGCUGAAGGAGCUGUUUUCAGUGAUUAAGCAAAAGGACUAUUAUUCUUCACAGAUGAAGUUGGUGGCAUCUCUUCAUCUGCUUUUUAAUAACUUCUGUAAUGAAUAAGGCACAAUUAAAUGGAAAAAAAUUCAAGAGAUACCCAUCCAUCACCAUUGUAAGUUCAGGGUUUGGGUGUAUUCAUGUUUUUAUCUUUAAUUCUCUGUUUAAUUCAUCAAAUUUAUAGAUGUCUAGAUUUUUCUAUCCAGACCUUGCGAUAGUCCUAACCCUGACUCACAAUGGUUGAGAGCAACUGGUAGAGGGCUGAGCCUAGUUUUUAACUAUAUGUAUGACAAUAUUUUUUGAUAGAAGAGGCCAACUUCAGGCAUUGAACUGUAUUCCAUUUGGGCUGCUGUUUGAUUCAUGUAGGCAGCAUAAUUCCUUAGCUCACUGUCAAAUGAUGUCCUUAUUGGUUGUUGCGUGCCUAAUGAUAUACUAUAUUAAUUAACAGGCCCACUCAAUAAGCCAGAACAUAUUUGAUUAUGUAAAUGUUUCUGUUGUAAUUACUGGGCCAGUUCGUGUUUUUUUUUCCUUUUUUUAAGAAAUACUAGAUUAUAGUGGAACAGGAUGGACUGAAAUGAAGAACCAUUUGAUUGUUAUGGUAAACAUCGAUGGAUAUGGAGCUACCGGGGCCUUUGUAAUGUCGAAUCACAAUCCCACCCACUGCAAAAACACCAAUCGGACGCUCAGCCAGAAUGAUCAUUUACCAGCAGGAUACAAAUAUUAAAACCGAUACCUGCAGCUUACGGUGAAAGGGGCUGUGCAACAUAUAAACCACAGUUUAAAGUGCCCUAUUACCGUGUGGACAUGUGUGCUGUGAGGAACAUAACCCACCCAGCAAUUUAAACUGAUGAGGAAUUUGCUAAUGCUUUCAGUAUCCUGUUUAACUCUUUCACAUGAGCCAGCCUGAGCUAUGGAAAAUCAAAAACUGUGGUAGAGAAUCCAAUUAAUUUUGUUUCUCCCUUAAGUAUUGUCUUUGGCUGUUCAGUUUUGCUAAUAUUCCAGUUGAAUAUGACCCAUUUGUUCACUUCCUUCAAUCAUGUAAUGGGGAGACAGAUGUGCAAUCACAUUGAUUGAAUCAAAAACAUCAUGGCCAGGCUCUCAAACAGGUAGGUCUUUGAGGAGGACUCAGACAGGAAGUAGUAAAGAAGGAGUCUUGUAUAUCUCCUUGUAGCUGCUCAUAGUUUAAGCAAGAAUUUGUCAACGGAUCAUUUAUCCACCUUUUCACCAUUUAAAAAAAAAAACAGGAGGAAAAGGAAUUAAAAUGAUGAGGUAUGAAAUUCUCUAAUUGGUGUGUAAAGUUCACUUGUUUGGGAUUGCUAGCUAAAAUGUUUGCAAUACUACUGCGCAAGGUGACCGAGAAAACUCUUACCUCCCCAGCAUUAGUAUUAAAAUAACGGAAUUUAGCGCUGGUAAAAGGGCUACAUUUGUUAGGAAUAAACCUGUUUAUUUUUCGCAAUGUUGCUUUGUUUUUAAAGACUGUAUGCAUGAAUAUUACAGCACACUUUGAGGAGACUUGCAGAAAACACAUGAAAUAUAUCUACAAAUCUAGACCUCAUUGUUUAGGAUCUUGCUUUGGAUAGAAUCCAUUGAAACUCCCCUCUUUUUAACCAAUAUGUCAUUUGUGUUUAUACCGACUAUCCGGUUAAACACUUGGUAAGAGAGUGAAUUAAAAAAUGUGGUACACAUCUCUCAAAUGAAACAGUUUAAAAUCAUAGACCACCCUUUCAUCCAACAUACUCGGAGGAAAGAAACUAUUCAGAGAUUGAUACAUUAAUUUGGGAGACUUAAGGAAAAUUUAAUAUUUUAUUAUAAAUCAUUUUAAAAUAUCUCAAGGAAAUUCAGAGGAAUCAUUUGUUAUGUCCCCUCAUCUAAUACCUGUCAAGUCUGCUGAUUCCCAUAUACGUCAGAGAGAGGGGAUGGGAGCAUUUGAUACAACAGAUUGCAGCUGGUGCAUAUGUAAAAUUGGAAAGAAAAUGAAUGAGACUGCUGUACAACAUUAAAUGAACAUGAACAGCUGAGGUCAAGUAUAAAGAUGCAUGUGCAAAUGGGUUCUGUACGAGGUUAACAGAGUGCCUGUCCUGGACUACUUGCAGUCACGUUCCUGUCUCUGACCUCUUCAGGAGUAGAAUCUAUUUCAGCGUGAUAUUAAUAUCAAAACAGCUACUCCUUUAGGACGGGCCAGUGGGAGUGAGCGAAUUAUUGUAAAUGAUUUGUUCUGAUGGUAACAGUGAGCAGCAGUGGGGACAAAAAUAACUAACUCUGCUGUCAGAAGGGAGUAUUCACUUCUGAUUUUGAAUGGUGACUAUUUGCUGACGUCGCAACUUUCUUCCCAAGCUGGGGUCACUUGCAAUACAUGGAAACCCUGGCAAGUGUUCCUGAAGGAGCUUCAGAUAACUGAAUGUAGGACAGCUUCCAAUGUCUGACCUUGUUUGGCGGUGGGGGGGGCGAUAUAAGGGAGUCACAAGUGUAGGCCACUUUAAAUCACUUCACCAACGACACUUAAUCUUGUGUUGGCAUAACGCUGAACAGGCUUCUGUACGUCCUAUUUCUCAAGCAUCCAGUCUUAGGAGUGAUAAUUGGAAGAAAAGAAUAAAGACCUGCUAGUUUUGCCAAAUAAAAUACACAUUCAAGAACCGUCAGGAAAUCGGGCAAAGCCUGGAGUUUCCUUCCUGGGACAUGACCACAUCUUCUACCUCUAAGUUACACCCUACUGUAUUUUUCAAUGCAACGUAUGCUGAAGUUGACAGUACUGUAUCUUUACCAGUCCCAAUAGGGUCUGGUUCUAAUGUAUCAUCAUUACUACACCAAUGCAAUAAGUAUAAAAUGAGAGGAAAGUUUUUUUUUACAUAUAUGUAACAGACAGGAAUUGUACCUGGUGUAAAGUCACAGCAUGGAAUCUGUUACAACUGAUUCAGGAUAUUUAGUGAGGUAUAAGAAUUAGCAGCACCACUGUCAAAAGGAAUAGCAGUACACAAACUGUGCCAUCUUUGCUGAGAAAAAACAUAUUGUAGUUGAUUGCUAGUUAAUUUGUUAAAUUGCAUUAUUCCCUUUGCUGGGAUGUAAGGGCCACUUGUUCAUUGAAACGUAAAGAUUCUCGUUCUUGAUGGUGCAACAUCUUAUAAUGCAGCACCACAGACUUGGAAUCAGAGGUUUUACUGCUAGGUUUAACUGACUGUCAUGUCUAGACACGCUCCCCUGAGAUUAGGAAGAAUACCAAGUUGCUAGUAUUAGCCACAUUGAACAAAGAGAAUUCCAUCUUGGGUUUUAUGCUACAGUACAACUUAGUGACUGACCAAAGGACAGUAUGGUUGGAGCCAUGGAAGUACCUAUAAUCACCAAGUACCUUGCAAGAAUAUGAAAUGGGGGCAUGGUUAUCAAAUAGUUGAAAUGUAAUGAGAAGGAGUAAAUGGAAAUGCAUGCCAUUAGGGUCACUCAGUGAUGGACCCAAGUUGAGUUAUUCAGAUAGGUUUAAGCAUAUAGUGGCUGCACCCCAGGUGUCUGUCAAAUAACCAGAGGACACACUUUUGAAUCAAACCCGGAGGAAUGACGAGAAAACUGGUGAUUGGAAAUGGGAUGCUUUUUGCUUAUUUUGCCUCAUACCAUUUUAAAUGGUGACCAAGAUAUAUCUCUCUCACUCUGCCUUCCCAUUUUUGGAACUUUUAGAGAUCCUGCCUGUGGGAAACAAUGGAAGUGAGUGAAAAGCAAGUGCAACUGAGGUCUGAAUGUUUGGGUGAAGCAAUUGGAAUGAACAAGAUAAAACCUUGUGCAGUGUUUUGAACUUCUCAUUAUUGGGCACGGCUAGUGAGAGUCACAGAAGAGGGAGCACGGGGAAAAGAAUAUGGAAAGCUAGAAUUCAAAUGUUGCAGCCUUUACAGAAUAGUAAAAGAUUUUGUGCUGCUUCACUUGAAGAUGCUCAUUGGAAUGUUUUAAUCUGUUGAGUCUUUGAAGAAUGUUUGAUCCACAUUGACUGUGAUGCACCUCAUGAUGUUCCCUGAACAAAAUUAUUUAAAAGCAAGUUCUGUUAUAAACCAUGUGUAUUGAAUGUUGUCCAACUCUUUCACUCCACUUGUUGAAGUAUUUUUGGUAUAGUGUUGGGUUCUGAGAAGUUAUAUUUGAAAUUUGUUUUUCUAGGGAUGCUUGUUAAUUAGUUGGGCAGCUGAUUUAUCCUGCUUUAGAAAAACAUUUGUUUUCACAUCAACCUGUGAGCUCUGUUUCUGACUGAUCACCAGACUAUAGGGCCAUUCAUUGACUAGUUUUCCAGAUUCCCUUCCUUCCCAUGGGAGAUAUUGCCCAGCCCUUGCUUUGUCUUGUGGCCACAAUUACAAACCAGCUUCAUGGGUUCAAAGUUUUCGAGAAGAUUUGUAGCUCGGGUUGUGGAUGAGGUUGUAGACAUGCUUGCCGAGCCAGUGGGUUU
Messenger RNA from Rhincodon typus (whale shark), 6218 nucleotides. It is a transcript of the gene cuedc1b, whose product is annotated as CUE domain containing 1b. Gene Ontology annotation, molecular function: ubiquitin binding. The record is from RefSeq and is a predicted model, not a curated record. Lineage: Eukaryota; Metazoa; Chordata; Chondrichthyes; Orectolobiformes; Rhincodontidae. The transcript has 11 exons. The coding region runs from base 605 to 1747 and encodes 380 amino acids.